Molecule: messenger RNA, 1151 nt
Organism: Aspergillus alliaceus
Lineage: Eukaryota; Fungi; Ascomycota; Eurotiomycetes; Eurotiales; Aspergillaceae
Exons: 2
Coding region: 495-689 (64 amino acids)
Source: RefSeq, a predicted model, not a curated record
UUUAUUUUUAUUUUUAUUUUUAAUUUUUGACAUUUUGACAUUUUUUAUUUUAUCAUCUUUUUGUUCCUUGGGCAAUUGCGGUUGAUGUCGUUGAAUAGGAAGUUUAGAGGUGUGAUUUCUAAUGUUAUUCCGCUACUAUGUAUGCGCUUUAUAGUGGGCAAGGUAGUAUCCGAUCUACGAUAGUAGUACUAUCUCCGUUUCUCUUGCAUACUGGCUAUCUUGCUUGGACAAUUGACUCGUCUCUUUUCUUCGCUGGUAACCUAUUGGAAUCUUGUUCCCUCAUAGUUGAUGAUUGAUUGUGAACGAGAUUGAAUUCAAUCGGACAUCUUUUUGGUCACUGUUGGUUAAUAUCUUGGUAUUCCAUUGAUACUUAACUACCUACCUUGGAUAAAAAGAUAUAGAUCUACUACACUAAAUAAUCAUUACCUAAGGCAUAUCUUGAUACCAAGUGCGUUGCAAAAGUACGUCGUGGUUACGAGGAUGUGGUAAUAAUUAUGACCCUUCUUGUACACCUGACUUCAUUUAGCGUUGCAGGCGCUGAGGUCAUAAUCGACCUAUCAGUUUGUUUAUGUAUCCUCUUUCACUUGACAGAUACUACCUAUGUAGAUAGAUAUUCUACUAUACUCGAUAUUAGCCGAAGGCCUCUGUCUUCGAAAUUUUCUCGAAAUCAUCCUCUUGCUGAGGCCUGAAAUACAUAUCCAUUAGCGCGCAGGCUGUUGUUGAAGGUUGAAACCUAAUGUCCGAUGGCUGAAAGGUACUAGCUUGUACCGGGUUACACAGCCAAUACAGAUGAUAUAUUACAGGAUCGCAGGUGCAAGAGAAGGACAAUAAGAGAUCAAGAGAUCAGAUGCAACGAAACUUGGGGAGAGGUUACGACCUUGGAACACAGAGAACACGCAUCUUUUAAUGCGAAUGAUUGACGACCAGUCAUCGUAAAGGUCGAGAAUUGACUCCACCGAAGUUGCGCUUCUCAUUGGCACAUCUCCAAUCAUACUUCCGUUAGGAUCUUUCGUGCCCCCUCUCCUCUGGCAGACCUGUAAGUAGAGGUACUGGUAAGAGUAGCACAAUUGGGAGUGACAGUACAGUAUCUUUCCUCGUUCUCCUUUUUUCCCACCAGUGAUUGUUGUUGUUAUUAUUUAUUUUAUUUCUCA